GCUGUGUAUAAAUUCACACGCAGCUUCCUUUGUCGUGUUGGGCAAGGAAAGGAGUGGCUUUAAUCAAUUUUUGUUGUAUUUUGAGGAUAUAUAGGAUACUCGCAAACAAUUCCCAUAUCAAAAAGACCAGUAAGGAGCUAGCUAUUCACCUGGUUUCAAUAGAUCUACUGACAAAAAUGUUGUUGAAGGGGAUGAUGGAAUCGGAGGAAAAGGCAAAACUUAAUUGAAAGAUAUUCAGGAAGCACUCAGAUAAUCUAUCUGAACAAAUACAUGCUUCAAGUACCAAUUAAGUGGUCAUCAAUGAAGCCUUUGGAAAUUAUUUGGUGUCUACUAUAUAAUUUCUAUUUUGCUGUUUUAAUCCAUGACCCAGCAUGUGCUGGAAAUUGCCCAGAGCCCCAUAUAGAACAUGGCCAAAUCACGAACCCCAAGGAAGUUUACACUCGUGAGACAAGUAUAUACAUAAUAGCAAAUGAAGGAUACCGCUUGGUUGGAAACCCUGUUGUAGUCUGCGAUAAUUUUGAUCUUUGGACUAGGCUACCAACCUUUACAGUACUGCCAUGUGUCAAACCCCAGCCAUUUGCUAAUGGUGAGAUAGUAACCCCAGAACCCUACGUUCGUAAUCAAACUGUACUGGCUCAGUGUGCACCUGGCUAUGUGGCUGAGAAUGGUCUGCAGAAUGUUUAUGUCACAUGUUAUAUUAAUGGAACUUGGGAUCCCAUGCCUAUCUGUUCAGCACCACCAGAUCUUUCAGCCACAUAUCGCUGUGGAGUGAACCCUAACGAAGUAAUAAUGCUAGUAGAAAAUAACAAUAACUACCAGGAUGCUUACAUACCUGGCUAUAAAGAUGAUGGGAGUUGCCAACCAGAUUUUAGUAUGACGCCAGGAGGCUGGACGCAUGUGACAUUUCGACUGGCAGAAGGAACAUGUGGAAUGGUGACAACACCAAAUGGUUUAAAAACAUGGAGUGUUUUAGCCACAUACAGCCUUGUCAUAGAGCAACACACUGAUGUUGAAUUCACCACAAAUCCAGGGUGUAAUUUCACUGCAGAAGAGACAGAAUUUGUAGAACUAACAUCAGUUCAUGUGCAGAACAUCUCUCGUGGUGGAGAUAGAAUUAUACAGGGAACGGGACCAUCUCUUAGCACCUUCCAACAAGGAGUUGCUAAUAUAGGAAGAGAAACUGUAACUAUGGUAAUGAAAAAAGCAAGUGGUGGGAGUGACACCAAAAGUUGCUACCUUGGCGAAGAGGUUCUGCUUGCCAUGACCCUGACAGAAUCAGACACUGCCUGGGGGAUCAAAGUUUAUCGGUGUAUUGUAAAACCAACAAGAGAUUCACCCAAUAAUGAAACAUUUGUUCUUUUGAAUGAUAAGGGGUGUCCUGAUGAUCGGGAAUUCAUAAAUGCCCCAUUUCAUGGCCAACUGGAACAAGCACAAACUGUUAAAAGUGGUUCAUUCAAGUGUUUCAAAUUUCCAGAAAAAGAAACACUAUAUUUCAACUGUGAGAUUGGGUUUUGCACCUCAAAACAUAAAAGGUGUUAUCAGGGUCCAGCUGGCAACUGUCUAUUAGAUGAGAGGAGAAAGAGAUGGGUGACCAAGGAAGACAUGCAUUUUGCAAUAGGUUUACAAGUUUAUGUCACCAAAAAUCCUGGCGGAAAUGUUCUCAGUAAUAAUGAAGAAAAAAUGACAGUUAGACCAAAAUCCAGAAUGUCAACAAUUUUCACAGUGUCAACUAUUGCCGUGGUGUGUCUUAUUCUAACAGCAGGAAUCGUUAUCAUCAUCGUCAUACAUCUACAAAAGUGUAGAAUUUUGCCAGCCUUUAGAAACAGAUGUUCCAAUACAGCAAUCUCAGGGUCAAUGCUAUAACAAAACUGUUCGCAUUUAAGUCCUAGAACUCUCACAAUAUAUAAUGUGAAUUAAUGGUCUUUCUAGAGAAAAAUAUUAUUAUUAUGAUUAAAGUUAUUAUUUAUCAUCAUUAUUAUCAAGAUAUCCACCAUGGGCUCAUUUAAAAUGGGACGUUCCCUUUGUGCUAAUCAAAAUGCUGUAGCAUCCUUGAGGACUACGAAUGUAUUGUAUGCAGCACCAGUCCUGGGAGAAAUUUUCCAGUUCAAGUCAAAACUUCUCUGGUCUUCAUGUCUAUAGUGUACCUGAUACAUAAUUGUGAAUUAAAUGAUUGACUUGCAUACACCAAUGUGACACAGAAGCACAGACAUGUUACAGAGCACAGAAUGCACCCCCCUUGUUAACCUGGCAGUUUUAUAAAGGGAUGACCAACAAUUGUUAAUUUUUUUUCCUAUCUUUAAAUUGCUUGAAAAAUGAGAACAAACACAAAAGUUAGUAUGUAGCACCAUCUAUGAUGUAUUGCAUUUAUGUGAGAUGUUUGAAAAUAAAUAAUCGCUUAUGUUAAGUCUUGGCAAAUGACAAGAACAAGUAAAACUGAGGAUAUGAUGACAUAAAAUACAGCUUCCACUUAAUAAUAACGUACUUUUUUAUGUGCUAUUUUCUAGAAAAUAAUUCCUAGUGAAAUUAUGAUAUUACUGAUGAACUCUUUUGAAAUAAUAUUAUUUUACAACUUGCAAAAUGACUGCCAUAAACAAAUGUGAACAAUUUUAUAGCAUACAUCACUGUCCAGCUGUGUGAAAAAUGCCAAGGCAACUUGCUGAUAACAUGGUCACAUAAUUUCUAUAAGAACAAGUACAAAACCAUAUGAUUGAGCAAGAAAAUGGCUUUGACUAUAAACCAUAAACCUCAGACUGACUGAAUUAAAUAUCUGUUCAGGGAUGUAUGUCAAACUUUUCCAUCAAACUGGCAAGUUUUAGAAUUGACAGCCAGUAUGUACCAAUUAUACUUAUCCCGAGCAGUUUUUGCCAGCUGUUAAAGGAAACAUUUGCAAACAAGGUACUAAUCAGACAAAGGCUGCUACAAGUUAAUUAUGUGAUUAAGACACAUUUGACUUCAAAAUCACUCAAUGUUAGACUUUUAUGUAGCUAAAAUGUACCCUCUCCUGGAAAUUUCAGCACUUUAAUCACCAAUAUAUAGCCAUA
This is a messenger RNA of Lingula anatina, 3041 nucleotides long. RefSeq lists its product as uncharacterized. The record is from RefSeq and is a predicted model, not a curated record. NCBI's taxonomy places the organism in Eukaryota, Metazoa, Brachiopoda, Lingulata, Lingulida, Lingulidae.